AGAAGGGAAGGAAAGGGAAGAAAGAAAGAAAGAAGGAAGUAGGGAAGGAGAAAUAAAUAAGGGAUAAGGAUAGUGUAUAGAGAAGCAUCGAUAAUAAAGCUUGAGGGUUGGCAAGGUGGUGCCGAGGGCGCAGGAUCGGCGGCCCACCGGGAAAGAGAAAAAAGAAAAAAAAACAAAGGAAGAAAUGGGCCGGUCCGUUGUACUUACGUGAUAGGAGGUGUGCGAGCGCGCGCGCGCUCCCUCGCGCCUACCUACCCGCUUGUCCGUUUGCGCGCGCGCGCGCGCGCGCCCUUCCGUGUGAGUGUCCUUUCUCGAUCUCUCUCUCCCUCUCCCUUUCCUUUUCCCUUUCCCUUUCCCUUUGGCUCUAGCUCUGGCUCUAGCUCUGGCUCUGCGUCCUCCCUUCCUCGUCCACCACCAUUCUCCCCGCCUCGCUAUCAUCUAUGUGUGCUUUUCCUUCGUAAGUGUGUGUGUGUGUAUAUGUGCGUGCGCGCGUGUCAACCCCUUGCGCGAACGUGUAUUACCGACGGUGGUUGUCGCGGUGCGCGACAGGGGAGGCUGGAAAGGGAGAGACGACAGCAAGGACAUUCUCUCUCUCAGUAAAUUUGCUAAAAAUAUCUCUCCUUUUAGCCGUCCUCAUCGUAGUCGUCGUCGUCGUCGUCAUCGUCGUCAUUUGUUUAAUCGGCCAUCCGUUCGCGCAAGAAAUCAUUGUUGCGCGUUGCAUCGUCGUCGCGAGAUGACGGUGGUGGUGAAGAAGAACGUCGUGGACGUCGCGAACGCGUUCAAGCGUUACGCUAUUAACGUGCUGCUCUUUUUGUGCCUCGCAACUACAACGGCAACAUUGACCGGUGGUGCCUCGUGCAGAUGGUCAUCCGAUAGUGGGAACGACACUCGUAACACAGCAGAUUGUACUCUGCGCGUACUCGACCCAAAUGCUUUGACCAGCCUUGCUUCCUCCCUCGACGGUGCUAACAAAUUGAGAAUACGAUGCAGCGAGGUUCAUCAUUUCGAGAGUACCUUGAACGCUCAUAGCUGGCAAAGAUUGCCUUCCCUUCACGAGCUACAUAUUCAUGCAUGUAAAGUACUCAGGAUAUCAGGAGGUACUUUUCAAUCUCUCAUCGAACUGAAGAAAUUGACUAUACAAACUUUCAAUGCCGAGUGGGGUGCUCAACGCGUCUUGGAACUCGCGCCCGGUUCGUUGUCGGGUUUAAGAGAGUUACAUACUCUUGAAAUAGUUGAGAGCAAUGUGUUAUCUUUACCAGCGUAUUUGCUCUGUGAUUUGGACAAUUUGCAAAGUUUAAACCUGACGGGAAAUCGUAUUCGCGAUAUACUCGAUAUCGGUUUAACGCGUCGACAAGAGGAUUUCGAAGAUGGCAACAACAACAGCAGCAGUAGCAGCAGCAGUAGCAGCAGCAGCAACAGUAACAGUAACAACAAUAUCAAUGACGAAUCUUGCCGAGCGGAUGUUCGAAUUUUGGAUCUGUCGCGUAACGAACUUACCAGAUUACCGAACAAUGGCCCGUUGGCCGGAUUGCGACAAUUACAAGAGUUGCACCUGCAACGUAAUUCGAUCGCCGAAAUCGACAGUCGUGCGUUGGUCGGCCUUACGGUUCUACGUAUCUUUAAUGCCAGUUACAAUUCCCUUGCUUCCCUACCGGAGGGUCUAUUUGGAAGCACAAGGGAACUACGAGAGAUACACCUGGCACACAAUGGACUAGGCGACUUACCCAAGGGUAUAUUCACUCGGUUGGAGUGGCUGUUGGUUUUAAAUCUCGCUGGCAAUCGGCUCGAUAGCAAUCAAAUCGAUGAAACGUCAUUUCUUGGCCUUAUAAGAUUGAUCGUUCUUGAUCUAUCCUACAAUCUAUUAACCCGCAUCGACGCUCGCAUGUUCAAGGACCUUUUAUUUCUUCACAUACUCGAUUUACGUAACAAUUCGAUUGAUUACAUCGAGAGAAACGCCUUUUUACCGCUCUACAAUUUGCAUACUCUCGAACUAUCGGACAAUAAGCUUCGUACCGUUGGUGCACAACUUCUCAAUGGAUUGUUUGUCCUAAAUCGUCUUACGUUAUCAGGAAAUUCAAUCGCCAGCGUGGAUCCUGUGGCAUUUCGCAAUUGUUCGGAUUUAAAGGAAUUGGAUUUGAGCGGCAACGGGCUUACCUCCGUACCGGAAGCAAUACGAGACCUUGCUUAUUUAAAGACUCUCGAUCUUGGCGAAAAUCGUAUCGCCAGUUUUCACAAUGGUUCCUUCCGUAAUCUUCAUCAGCUUACAGGAUUACGUUUGAUCGGUAACGACAUCGGCAAUUUGUCUCGUGGAAUGCUUUGGGAUCUACCGAAUCUUCAAAUUCUUAAUUUAGCCAGAAACAAAGUGCAACAUAUCGACAUGCAUGCCUUUGAACGUAAUAUUAAACUGGAGGCCAUUCGACUCGACGGCAACUUUCUAUCGGAUAUAAACGGCAUAUUCACCAGUAUUACGAGUCUACUACUUUUAAACUUAUCAGAAAACCACAUUGAGUGGUUUGAUUACGCCUUCAUACCGGGUAACCUAAAGUGGCUCGAUAUACAUGGUAACUUUAUCGAGAAACUUGACAACUAUUACAAACUUCGUAACUCGAAGGUGAAGACCCUCGAUGCCAGUCACAACCGCAUAACCGAGCUAACGUCCCUGUCCGUGCCCGACAGCGUUGAGUUGCUCUUUAUAAACAACAACUACAUAAGCAUCGUUCAUCCUAACACAUUUACGGAAAAAGUUAAUUUGACUCGCGUCGAUAUGUACGCCAACAUGAUAGAAACUAUGGAACUGACCGCACUGUUAUUAACUAGAGUACCAGAAACCAAAGCAUUACCGGAAUUCUAUAUCGGAGAUAAUCCAUUUUAUUGUAAUUGCUCGAUGGAUUGGUUACCUGCGAUCAACAAUCAAACAUCUACGAGGGAGUAUCCGCGUGUAAUGGAUUUGGAUAACGUAAGAUGCCGAACUUCCGGACCACGUGGUAUUGCUAUGAUACCAGCUUCAACGGCACGUUCUAACGAAUUUCUUUGCCGUUACGAGGCACACUGUUUUGCUCUCUGUCACUGUUGCGAUUACGAUGCCUGCGACUGCGAAAUGACCUGUCCGAACGGGUGCAAGUGUUACAACGAUCGUACCUGGAGUACAAAUGCCGUCGAUUGUUCUGGUUUAGGUGUCGAAGAGAUACCACGGCGUAUACCGAUGGAUGCAACCGAAGUUUAUCUCGAUGGUAACGUGCUUCGUGAAUUACUUAAUCACGUUUUCAUCGGUCGUAAAAAUAUGCGGGUUCUUUAUGUGAACGGCAGCGGUAUCGAAUCGAUACAAAACCGUACGUUCAACGGUUUGAACAAUCUACAGAUACUUCAUCUUGAGGACAAUCGUAUACGCGAACUCAAAGGUUUUGAAUUCGAACGUUUAUCCCAUUUGCGCGAACUAUACUUGCAAAACAAUCAAAUUGGUUUUAUCGGAAAUCUGACGUUUCUACCGUUACGUUCGCUCGAGAUAUUACGUCUUAGCGGUAAUCGACUAGUUACAUUUCCGGUUUGGCAAGUAACCCUUAACGCACGUCUAGUCGAACUAUCAUUGGGUAAUAAUCCUUGGUCUUGUCGUUGCAAGUUUCUUCAAGAACUGUCCUCAUGGGUAUCGGAUAAUGCGCACAAAGUCGUCGACACGAACGACGUUUGGUGCUAUUACAGUGGUGGUGAUAACAAACCGUCUUAUCGACGUCGGCUAAACGUCAACGAGACCGCAUGUUCGGAUUAUUAUGCGCAAGGCGGUGGAAUGGUGGACUUUGCACAAGAUUAUUUAACUCUUGUAGCCGCAACGUUCUCAGCCUUGCUGGUGCUUUUAAUCGUCGUGGUGCUAGCAUUCGUAUUUCGUGGUCCCGUUUGUGCAUGGGCUUACUCUAAAUACGGAUUACGCUUUCAACGUACGAAACCUGCUAAAGCUGGUGCGGCCGGUAGUGCGACGAUGGUCUCAACCGCGGGCAUCACAUCGUGCUACGACAUUAAUCGUGAACGUUUGUACGAUUGUUACGUUUCUUACAGUCCAAACGACGAGGAUUUUAUACUUCAUUCGUUGGCAGCUGAACUUGAACACGGACCUACGUCAUUAAGAUUAUGCCUUCAUCAUCGUGAUUUACCGUGCAUGUUGCGUACCUCAACACCUGGUCCGACCAUUCUUGAAGCCGUAGAUGCUUCCCGUCGUACCUUGAUCGUCCUUACACGGAACUUUCUUCAAACUGAGUGGUCGCGUUUCGAGUUAAGAGCGGCCUUUCACGAGGCAUUGCGUGGUAGAGCGAAUCAGCUGAUCGUUGUCCAAGCUGCCAAUCUAAGUCCCGAACUCGACAGGGAUCCCGAAUUAAGACCGUAUUUGCGUAACGCUGCUCUCACAUUAACAUGGGGUGAAAAAAGGUUUUGGGAACGUCUGAAAUACGCGAUACCACCUGCACCACCAUCAACGGCACCUCCUACCGGUGUUACGCGUAACACCACUAGCAAUAUAGCAUCCUGCGGCGGUGGCGGCGGCGGUGGCGGCGGCGGUGGCAGCAAUGGCAGUGGUGGUGGUGGUGCUGAUGUUUCCAUCGAAAACAAAUCCUUGCCUCUUGUAUUUAAACGUAAUAUCAACAGCUACGCGAUUGACAGGGACAGCAUUGCUAGUAGGAAAUCAAACAAUCCACCUUCCACGACGACGUUUAGAUCGCAGCGUACAUUUUUUAAGGACACUACUACGAGCGGUGGUUCCUCAGCGUUAAUGUUACAACACGCGCCGCCUGCUUAUUCCUGCGGUACCGUUUCCUCUCACCAUCAACAACCUCCACCAUCCUCGCCGCAAGCUCGGCUGACCGUCAAUCACGUUUAUCGCGAUGCGGUCACCGUGCCAGCUGGCAGCCUAGCUCCUACCAAUCCUAUGCUCGCUACCGAGGAUCACACGAGACCCUUGUCCGAGCAUAUAUAUUCGUCCAUUGAUUCCGAUUAUUCGACACUCGAGAGAUCCACUUGGAGACAACAGCAACCACCACCCUCUUCCCCACCCCCGCCACCCUCAUCCGGUCAAGCAUACCUCGUUUAGUCUUUUCUCGCUAGUUUUGCUCCAGCUUCGUGAUUACCUCGACCCUAAAGUCUAUACACUAUUAUUAUUUAUCCUUUCUCUGUCUUUCACUUAUUCAUCAUCCACCCCCACCUCCACCCCCACCUUUCUCUUCGACAGAUACAAAGCGAGAAACGACGAAACUACGCCUACCUAUUUUACAUUCAGGAAAUAGGGAUUGUUAGCGUUUGAUCGUUGAUAUCGAAAGUACCACCGGACAAUCGAGAAAGUGGAACGAGGGAGGAAAGGGGAAUAGAGAAAAAGAAAGAGGGAUUGAUAAUAGGGGAGAGAGAAAUACAAAUAUCCCUAAUACAAUUUUGUGAUAAAUCACAUCUCCAAUUCAAGCCGCCACUACUGUCAAUGAAUGCUUCCGUGUACCCUUGUCUUGUUUUCUCAACAAAAUUUCAUCCCUCUCCUCUCCC
Polistes dominula (European paper wasp) is the source of this 5511-nucleotide messenger RNA. RefSeq names its product Toll-like receptor 7 (gene Toll-7). The record is from RefSeq and is a predicted model, not a curated record. Gene Ontology annotation, cellular component: plasma membrane. Gene Ontology annotation, molecular function: signaling receptor activity; protein binding. NCBI's taxonomy places the organism in Eukaryota, Metazoa, Arthropoda, Insecta, Hymenoptera, Vespidae. Gene Ontology annotation, biological process: signal transduction.